GCCGCCUCAAACCCGCCAUCACCGCCAUUCCUCAAUCCUCCCCAUAACCCAAAGAGGUAAAAAAACCCAUCCCCUUCUACGCCUUAUACCUUGCCUCACCUCUCCCAUCCUUUCCUCUGUUUCACUUCUUCGCCAGACUAUCAAAAGAAGACUCUGGUAGAAAGCUCGCAGCAUCGCAGCCAUGUGUGGAGGCGCCAUCAUCUCCGAGUUCAUCCCUCCCCGGAAAAGCAGCGGCUCCAACCGCCGCAUCUCCACCUCCGACUUCUGGCCCGACGCCGCCACCUCUUUCUUCCCCAAGACGCCCGAGCCCGUUUCUGCUCCCCCCGAGAAACCGAAGAGGAAGAGAGAAAGGAAGAAUCUUUACCGAGGGAUCCGGCAGCGGCCGUGGGGAAAGUGGGCGGCCGAGAUCCGGGACCCGAUGAAGGGCGUGCGCGUGUGGCUCGGCACCUUCAACACCGCGGAGGAGGCAGCCCGUGCCUACGACCGCGAGGCCCGCCGUAUCCGCGGCAAGAAGGCCAAGGUCAACUUCCCCAACGAAGACCCUCUUCCGGAACCCCUUAAACCCCAAGCCCAUCCAUCAGAGCACUACCCACGCGGCCCCAUCCCCUCUUUCCCGCCUUACGUUCAUCAGGGCCGUCCAUUCGCUGAUCCGAAAGUGGAAACGGCGGAGCCUUUUCCGGCGGUUGCGAACGGCGGCGAUGCCGACGGCGAGGUGAAGAGGCUGUCGGAGGAGCUGAUGGCGUACGAGACGUACAUGAACUUCUUCGACAUCCCGUAUAUGGAGGGCGGAGCGGUGGCGCAGCCGGAGGAGGCGGUGGCGUUGCCGGAGGCGGGGACAAAUGCUUGUAAUCAGCAAGCGCCCGUGCCUUCAAGUAUGGGGAUGCUGUGGAAUUUCGAUGACCUGAUGCCCACCUCCAUGGCCCUUUAAUUUCUCACGUUUUCUUUCUCUGCUUCUCGAGUCUAAACUGCUUCCAUUUGUAUAUAUUUAAUUUUUUUUUGCUACUGAAACGGACGAAUGGUCUUGUUCUAUGUUAUUUUGCUGAUGAUCUGUUGUUAAAGGCUCGGAAUAUUUGCUUUGUAAGAUUUGAUUUCCCGAAAUUGGGAUUCUGCGAUCUGCUGAGUUGCACUACGUGGUUCAGCUCAUGCUCUGUUUCAUUAAAGUUUGUUUUAUAAGCUUUGUGAGAUGCUAUUAU
Molecule: messenger RNA, 1193 nt
Organism: Elaeis guineensis (African oil palm)
Lineage: Eukaryota; Viridiplantae; Streptophyta; Magnoliopsida; Arecales; Arecaceae
Product: ethylene-responsive transcription factor ERF071
Biological process (GO): regulation of DNA-templated transcription; ethylene-activated signaling pathway
Molecular function (GO): DNA-binding transcription factor activity; DNA binding
Source: RefSeq, a predicted model, not a curated record